AUGGCUCCCGUAAUCGAAAUCUUCCCAGUGCCACCGCUGCAGUGCAACUGUAGCAUAGUCGGGGACUCUGAGUCCAAGGAUGCAUUGGUGGUCGACCCGGGCGGCGAUGUCGAUCACAUCGUCAGCCGUCUCAAGUUCCAUGGUUUGACCUGUAAGCGAAUUCUGAUCACGCAUGGUCACCUGGAUCAUAUCAUCGGGGCGACAGAGCUGAAGAAGCUCACGGGCGCCGUCAUCCUUAUGAACCAGAAUGACUUGAGCAUCUAUGAGAAGGUCAAGGAGCAGUGCCGCGACUUUCGUGUCCCACCGCCCUUGGAGCCGCUGCUGCCACCAGACGACUUCCUGGCUGAUGGCGAUGUGGUGCAGUGGGCGCCGGACCUUACGGUGAAAUGCUUGCACUGCCCGGGUCACACCCCUGGCUCUAUGUCCUAUUACUUUGAGCAACACAAGCUCGUCUGCCCAGGGGAUACGUUGUUCCAGGGCUCCGUCGGCAGAACGAACUGGGCAGGUAUUCCAUCGCUUCAAGGCACUUCCGACGGGAACCAGAUCAUUGGAAGCAUCAAAUCAAAGCUUCUCACCCUUGAUGGUGAUGUCCGAGUAAUUUCAGGGCAUGGACCUGAUACCACCAUUGCGGACGAGCGGCGCCACAAUCCAUUCGUGCGAUGA
Molecule: messenger RNA, 663 nt
Organism: Symbiodinium natans
Lineage: Eukaryota; Dinophyceae; Suessiales; Symbiodiniaceae
Source: the annotation of a GenBank genome assembly